Messenger RNA from Anthostomella pinea, 1206 nucleotides. Lineage: Eukaryota; Fungi; Ascomycota; Sordariomycetes; Xylariales; Xylariaceae. The record is from the annotation of a GenBank genome assembly.
AUGGCAGCCUCCCCACCCUCCAACUUCUGGCUAGAAUUCCGCCUCCUAAACGACGGCCUCGACACCCCCGCCGCCAAGGUCCUCAACCGCGCACGCUGCCUACACCUGCAGUCCCGCGGCCGGGCAACGCAUUUCCCGCAGUUCCCAGCCCUGCCAGCAGAGCUGCGGCUCAAGAUCUGGGAGUUUCUACUCGCGCCGCGAAUCGUGGGAGUCGCGUGCUUCGAGGCGGAGACGUUCUCGCCUGAGAGGAGGGAGGAGGUGUUUUACGGGGGGACGCGUUUUGGAGAUCCGCGAUUGGGGGAGACACCGGGGUGUGGUAAUGGUAUUGCUAACGGCCUCGUGCCGGUCCUGCUGCACAUAUGUCAAGAAACGCGCAUUCUAGCCCUGAGCCGCUACGAGCGCGCGUUCGCGUGGAAGGUGCCGCUCGUGCUCUCGGGGAUGGACAUGUACCGGCCCUUCUCAUCACUCUCCAUCUCCUCCCCAUCCUCCCCAUCCUCCACCUCCACCUCAUCUUCAUCAUCACAACCCCCACCACCGUCCUCCUCCUCCCACGCACCACCACCACCACCACCACAACCCCCCCAAUGGUCCACCCCACAAGUCUACUUCGACUUCGCAACCGACGCCCUCUACCUCCUCGGCGCCCUCGAGCCCUCGGACCCGGACGGCACGCUCAGCAGUCCCAUGACGUACUUCCUCGACAGGCGGGACACGCAGCGCGUGCGGCGCGCGGGCGUCGCCUUCGCCGCCCUGGGCUUCGGCGAGGCGGGGCCGCAGCAGAUCUUCGGCGCCCUGUUCCACGUCGUCGACCGCUUUGCUGCGGUUCUGGGCGGCCGCGUGUACGUGGGCGUGCGGCCUGCGGACGAGAUGACGAAUGCGCUUAUGGGAGGGCAGAGCCCGCUCGUGAGGCCCAGGGAGGGUGAGGGUGAGGAGGAGGUGUCGGGGGAAGAGGGCGAGCCGAUUUUUCAGGGGGAGGUACAGCAGCGGAGGAGACGGCAGGGACGGGGACCCCAGGAGCCGAAUGCUGUGCAGAAGAUCUGGAGGGACUGGUAUAGGGGCUCGGUGGUCACGUCGUCACUGGCCAAUAUGCAGUUUGUGCUGGUGGAGGAGUCUGAGUUGGAGAAGCAUAUCUUCGAGCCUGUUGUGGCUCCUGCACCCGCGGGCGUCCUGAGACGACACCAGAAAGCAGAACUUGACCGAGAAUGA